UUUACCAAUUCCUUCCUUCCUUCCUUCAAACCCUAUAUAACCAAUCGCUUCGCCGCCUCUCCUCUUCACCUCCUUUAUCCCCUUUAUAUAUUCAAACCCUACUCUUCCUUUUCCAACUGCUCAACUUUUCCUGUUCCUUCAAAUAUUAUUUGCUUCGUUCAAUAGGUUGCUGGCAUCUUAUCUUUGUGGGGUUUCAAGUUGUAGUGUCCAAGUUGAAGCUUCUUUUAUGUCCAAACAAGCCAUACUCUAUUUGGGAUCUGUUGGAUUGCUUGGAGAAUAUUGUCCUACUUUAAGAAGAAGUAGCAGUCAUAUAUCUGAUCGGGUAGACUGUAUGCAUCUCGACUCGUUUUCGGAAGGACACUUAGAGUUUUGUGGUUGCAGUCAGACGCAACCUUCUCUCAACAAAUUUUGGGCCAAAGGAUCCUCUGAAAACCCCUAACGCUUUGUUUAGGAAAUUUCACUGAAUCAAAAUGGCUUUGCAGAAUAUUGGAGCUGCCAACAGUGAUGAUGCCUUCUACAGGUACAAGAUGCCGAGGAUGAUUACCAAGAUAGAGGGACGCGGAAAUGGCAUCAAGACAAACGUGGUCAACAUGGUCGACAUUGCCAAAGCUCUAGCAAGGCCAGCAUCUUACACCACAAAAUUUUUUGGUUGUGAGCUUGGGGCUCAAUCAAAGUUUGACGAAAAAACAGGAACUUCCCUUGUCAAUGGAGCUCAUGAUACUGCCAAGCUUGCUGGUCUUCUUGAGAAUUUCAUUAAGAAAUUCGUUCAGUGCUAUGGGUGUGGAAACCCUGAAACUGAGAUCAUUAUCACUAAAAAAGAGAUGAUCCAACUGAAGUGUGCUGCAUGUGGUUUUAUUUCUGAUGUAGACAUGAGAGACAAGCUGACAACGUUUAUUCUUAAGAACCCACCUGAGUCUAAGAAAGGUGCCAAGGACAAGAAAGCAAUGAGAAGAGCUGAAAAGGAGCGAUUAAAGGAAGGCGAGGUUGCUGAUGAAGAGCUGAAGAAGCUGAAGAAAGAAACAAAGAAAAAGGUUUCUUCCAAGGAAGCCAAUGCAAAACCUAGCUCCAAAAAGAAAGCCAGUGGCUCUGAUGAGGAUCAUGCUUCCCCACCCAGAAGCCAUGUGAAUGUGGAAGAGGAGGAUGAAGAAGAAGAUGAUGUUCAGUGGCAAACUGAUACAUCAAUGGAAGCUGCGCACCAGCGCAUCCAGGAACAGUUGAGUGCUGUGACAGCUGAAAUGGUUAUGCUCUCCACAAAUGAGCCAGAGAAGAAACCCAAGGCAGCUACUCAAGCACGCCAAAGUUCCAAGGCUGUUUCAGCGCCAUCUGAGGAUGAUUCCAAAGCUGAGAAUGGAGAGAGAAGCUCUAAGACAUUUGUUGAGGAAGUGAAAGUACAUCUGAAGAAGGGAGUCACGGCCAGCCAAUUUCGAUCCUUCUUGGGUUCACUCGCUGGAUCUCCUCAGGACAUAGUUACUGCUGUCUAUGAGGCACUGUUGGAUGGUGUUGAGAAAGGAUUUGCCAAGGAGGUUAUUAAGAAGAAAGGUUUCCUUCUCGCUGCUGUUGGUCAACAGGAGGGGUCACAACUAUGUUUGCUCCGAGCACUUGAAGAAUUCUGUGGGAAAUCUAACACAGCAGCUGUGAAAGAAGUAGCUCUAGUUUUGAAAGCUUUGUAUGAUGCUGAUGUAUUGGAGGAGGAAUUUAUAGUGCAGUGGUUUCAAGAGGGUCUUGCUGGGGAUAAAAAGGACUCCAAAAUUUGGAAGAAUGUUAAACCCUUUGUUGAUUGGCUGCAGAGUGCCGAGUCGGAGUCCGAGGAGGAAUGAGAUCACAAUUCUCAUCCUUGUUUAGAUUGUGUUCUCUGCAGGCUUAUGUUCUGGCAUCUUUUAUCCGUAUGGUGCUUUGCCAGAGAGACUAUUACUAGUUUGGAUUUCAUGUGUUCUCCUUUAUUUAUUGUUUUGCCUGGGUCUGUGUUUCUAAUUUCGUGGUACUUCUGUCGUGUGAUGCAUUUGCUUUCUUUUCAACGUUUUAAGGUGGAAAGGUGUACUAUGCAGAAUAUGCUAGCUACUUAUUCUUGUUGAGGAGGAUGAAUAAUUUUUUUUGAGUUUAAAUGCUUAUUCACGUAAAGUAGUAACUUUCCCGUGGUUCAGUGAUGAGGUUGUAAGCAAAUAUUUUUGUGGUGGUAUUUCAUUAAA
This is a messenger RNA of Nicotiana tabacum (common tobacco), 2186 nucleotides long. RefSeq names its product eukaryotic translation initiation factor 5-like. Gene Ontology annotation, molecular function: translation initiation factor activity; GDP-dissociation inhibitor activity; eukaryotic initiation factor eIF2 binding. Gene Ontology annotation, biological process: formation of cytoplasmic translation initiation complex; translational initiation. Lineage: Eukaryota; Viridiplantae; Streptophyta; Magnoliopsida; Solanales; Solanaceae. The record is from RefSeq and is a predicted model, not a curated record. Gene Ontology annotation, cellular component: cytosol.